UUGCCGCAUUUCGCUCGAAGGAUUGAAGGGAGAUAGUGCAUCAAGUUGUUUGCAAGAGCCAACUUGAUCCUCUUCCCCAGUGAUCCCAGAUGAGGGAACCCUAAGAGAGCAACCAACUCCAACUACCGUCCAUGUACGAUCCCUACUAGAUCUGACCUCUAAUAUAAAUACUCCUCCAACGUGACUGAGUUAAGGGCAUAACUGUAAUACCAUAUUAAAAAAUACAACCCUUUAUAAUGACAAUAGUAUGAUAUUGGAUCAUAUACUUUGGUAGCUUUGCUUUUAGUCUCUCGGUAAGGAGAUAUAUUCAUUAUUUAUUAAUACAUGAUAUUCUAUUAAUUAAUUAAUCAAUGUCAACAAUCUUGAACACAUCUGACUCCAACAAAUUCCAGAUCCUUCUUCAACCUUCUUCUUUCUUCUUCAACCCCUCCUCUUAAUACCCUCUUCUGCCUCCACUCACCCAUUCUGUAAUCCCUUCAAUUCCCCUCCGAUUUCCCAUCAAUGCCUUCCGAACCAGACCCCUCCGAGCUUUCUUCAGCCCUCGAAACACUAAUUCUCAACACAGACGUGUCUCUACUGGCACCCCAUUUUCUAGGUUUCGCCACUAUGAUCCAUACAACCGCCCCUCAAUCCCCAAAUCAAGGGAUCGAAACAAACCCCACUUUACCAGACCGGUUCAUCUUCUUCAAUCCUUUUCUCCAUCAAUUGAUAAUGAUCCAAUCCACUCCUAAGAACAGCCAGCCCCCAGCUUCCAAAGCUUCGAUCAUAGCCAUGCCCUCUGUUCAUGUCUCUGAACAAACCCAGUGCGUGAUUUGCUUGGAUGAGAUCGAAGUCGGGGGGCUUGCUAAAGAAAUGCCCUGUAACCAUAAAUUCCAUGGCGAUUGCAUUGAGAAGUGGCUGGAGUUACAUGGGUCGUGCCCUGUUUGUAGAUAUGAGAUGCCAGUUGAUGAAGAUGAAGGGAAGAGGGUUGAAAACGAAGGGACUGAGAGAAUGGGAGAAAGGGAGAUUUGGCUUGGGAAGCAUACUCGUGUUGAAGCAUAAUUAAAUCUCGUGUGACAAUUGCUCUACGAGGACUUGCUUUCGCUACAGCUUUGUUAAGUUCUGUUGAUCAAGCCACUCUCU
Messenger RNA from Cucurbita moschata (crookneck pumpkin), 1122 nucleotides. Its product is annotated as E3 ubiquitin-protein ligase RING1-like. The transcript is spliced from 2 exons. The record is from RefSeq and is a predicted model, not a curated record. The coding region runs from base 502 to 1041 and encodes 179 amino acids. Gene Ontology annotation, molecular function: ubiquitin protein ligase activity. NCBI's taxonomy places the organism in Eukaryota, Viridiplantae, Streptophyta, Magnoliopsida, Cucurbitales, Cucurbitaceae. Gene Ontology annotation, cellular component: cytoplasm. Gene Ontology annotation, biological process: protein ubiquitination.